AUGAGUUUUUAUGCAGCAUUAAAUAAUUAUUUCAAGAUCUUUGGUUUUGCUUUCAUUUGCUUGUCCCUGCAUCUAACUGAAGUUUGUAAGAUGCCAGUCUGGAGUUCCAUCAUCUCCCUCUUUCAGAUGGUUUCUCGUCGGAAAGUAAUAACUGCCAAUGGCUACAGAGAAUCACACCUGCACCGCUGUCUUACUGUCCUGGAUUUAGUAGCCUUUGGGGUGGGCAGUACUCUAGGUGCAGGGGUGUAUGUCUUAGCAGGGGAAGUAGCCAGGAAUAUCUCGGGACCUAGUAUUAUCCUUUCCUUUUUUAUUGCUGCUAUGGUAUCCAUUUUGGCAGGAUUGUGUUAUGCUGAAUUUGGAGCCCGGGUGCCUCUGACAGGAUCAGCAUAUCUGUACAGCUACAUCACAGUUGGAGAGCUGUGUGCAUUCGUCACUGGGUGGAACCUGCUAUUGUCCUAUGUAAUUGGAGCUUCCAGUAUAGCCAGAGCAUGGAGUGCUACUUUUGAUGAAAUUUUGGGCAAAAACCUGGGGAAUGUUUUCAACAUACAUCUGACCCUGAACAUCCCAGGUCUGGCUGAAUAUCCAGAUAUCUUUGCUGUUUGCCUAAUUUUUCUGGUGACAAGCCUCCUCUCCAUAGGUAUAAAAGAAUCUACUACAGUGAAUAAAGUCUUUACAACUAUUAAUUUGGUCAUCCUUAUCUUCAUAACAAUUAGUGGGUUAUUGAAAGGAGAUCUGAAAAAUUGGAGAUUAAGUCAAAAUGAUCUGCAAAGGCUAACUGACAGUAACCUUAGUAACCGAACUGUGGCUGGCAAUGAAACCUGGAAAUAUGGAACUGGAGGGUUCAUGCCCUAUGGCUUUUCAGGCACUCUGGCUGGAGCUGCUACAUGUUUCUAUGCUUUUGUUGGAUUUGAUUGCAUUGCAACUACAGGUGAAGAAGUGAAGGAUCCUCAUAAAUCUAUCCCCCUGGGAAUCGUUUUCUCACUUCUCAUCUGUUUCCUGAUAUAUUUUGGUGUUUCUUCUGCCUUGACCCUUAUGAUGCCCUACCACCUUUUGGAUCCACUAAGCCCAUUACCAGUGGCUUUUGAAUAUAUUGGAUGGAGAUCAGCCAAGUACGUUGUUGCUGUGGGAUCACUCUGUGCACUUACAACCAGCUUAUUGGGUUCUAUGUUCCCAAUGCCACGAAUUUUAUAUGCAAUGGCCAGGGAUGGACUUCUCUUUCAUGUUUUGGCCAGAGUGAAUUGCCAACAAAAUCCAGUUAUUGCAACUUUGGUAUCUGGAGCUGUUUCAGCACUGCUGGCUGUCCUUUUCGAUCUGAAGGUCUUGGUUGAUGUAAUGUCUAUUGGAACACUGCUGGCCUACACUUUAGUUGCUCUUUCCAUUCUACUUCUCAGGUACCAACCUGAUCCUAGUUCUCCAGACCCAAUAGAAAAGACAACUGUAAGUAGAAUGGCCUGGAUAGACCUCCUCAUACACCCUGAUAUAAUCCCAUCCCAUCACUCUUCCCGACUAGUAGUAUACACAGUAUUUAUUCUUGAUUAUGUUCUAUCCAGCUCUUCUCAUCUGUGUUGUGUGCGUGCUGACCUCCAUAAAAUUGCCAUGUUUGACAUCUGGAACUCUGUGGUGUAUUGUCUGCCUUUUUUUCAACUUGCUGGGGAUUCUACUGGCAUCGCUGGUCAUCUGGAGACAGCCUCAAAAUCAGAAGAAAGUACAUUUCAUGAAAAUGAUCAGAUAAUUUUGACUUCACCCAUUUUCGAAGAGUUUGGGAAUCUCAAAAAAAUGUUGGUAUGUCAUAUGAGGCCUAUAGAAGACCACACUUUUAUUAAAGUCUAA
This is a messenger RNA of Thamnophis sirtalis, 1830 nucleotides long. The record is from RefSeq and is a predicted model, not a curated record. NCBI's taxonomy places the organism in Eukaryota, Metazoa, Chordata, Lepidosauria, Squamata, Natricidae.